Molecule: messenger RNA, 10123 nt
Organism: Acipenser ruthenus (sterlet)
Lineage: Eukaryota; Metazoa; Chordata; Actinopteri; Acipenseriformes; Acipenseridae
Product: protein-methionine sulfoxide oxidase mical3a-like
Exons: 45
Coding region: 824-7609 (2261 amino acids)
Molecular function (GO): protein binding; FAD binding
Source: RefSeq, a predicted model, not a curated record
GAGAGAGAGGAAGUGUAGGAGCUCUAGUGCUGCGUACCAAUGGUGUUAUUUAACCAUCAGCAAUGGAAUAGAAGGGGGAGCAAUAUCUUGCAACUGUCACCAAACACCUACAGUUCAUGGUCCUAAACAACCAUAAAGGGAAAUACACAACAAUCAACUGAGUAACUGCUGACAGCUUUGUUUUGGGGUGUGUGGAUGAUGUCAUUGCCAAGAGGGGCCUGGCUUGUUUGUCUACCUCACACUUAAUUACCAAAUCACAUGCAAAUCCAUCCUGGUAACCAUGACAACUCAUGCAGGUCCAGGCUCCAUCCUGCUGAGGUAAAGAGCAAGAGGAGAGAUCCAGUUACAAGGACACAUGAUACUCCUGUAAGAUAUCUGCUCUUUAGAAAGGACAUACAAGCAGGGACAGUACAGCUUCUUGACAUACCAGAAGCCAGCCUUGAAGGCGACCCCUUUCCAGACUCAAAGUGGUACCGUCUCAAAUGCAGUCACCAGGUUAUUACGAACUGAAAAGUUUAUCAGUUAAAAGUUUGUUUCAAAGGUGAAUUGGGAGAGUCUCUCAUUCCAAGAAGGGAAAACAAAACGCGCAGCAUUAUUGGAUCUAAAAUUCAUACCGCCUCGAUAUUACCACGUGGAGUAUGCAACACUGAAGAUUUAACGUGGCAAAACGUGCAAUAACCGUUGGGAUAUUUCAAACAUAGUAACUGAAUAAGGUCUAUGAUGUUGGAAUGAGGAAGUUGAAGUAGAAAGAGUCUGAGUGAGAGAAGAGAAGGGAGGGGCCUAUUGGUUGUGUCCCCAGAGGGGAGCAGCAAGAACUCUGGCCAUGGGGGAUGGCGGUGGGGGUGGAGACAAAGUGGACCAGGCACAUGUCCUGUUUGAUCGCUUCGUCCAGGGCUCCACCUUUAAGGGGACACUGAAGGCCUUUCAGGAGCUAUGCGACUACCUGGAACUGAAGCCCAGCGACUACCGCAUUUUCUACCACAAACUCAAGUCCAAGCUCAACUACUGGAAGGCCAAGGCUCUCUGGGCCAAGCUGGACAAGCGAGCCAGCCACAAGGACUACAAGAAGGGCAGAGCCUGUGCCAACUCUAAGUGUCUGAUCAUCGGUGCCGGUCCGUGUGGUCUUCGAACGGCCAUUGAGCUCUGUUUCCUUGGAGCUAAAGUUGUGAUCUUGGAGAAACGUGAUGCCUUCUCUCGGAACAAUGUCCUGCACUUGUGGCCCUUCACCAUCCAGGACCUGCGCGGGCUUGGAGCCAAGAAAUUCUAUGGCAAGUUCUGUGCCGGUUCCAUCGACCACAUAAGUAUCCGUCAGCUUCAGCUGAUGCUUCUGAAGAUGGCGCUGCUCCUGGGCGUGGAGAUCCACGUCAACAUUGAGUUCUGCGGUCUCAUCGAGCCCCCAGAGGAUCAGGAAAAUGAAAGGAUUGGGUGGAGGGCUGAGGUCUGUCCCCGAACGCACCCCGUUUCUGAGCUGGAGUUCAAUGUCAUCAUUGGGGCUGACGGGAAGAGGAAUACUCUGCCAGGUUUCCGCCGGAAAGAGUUUCGUGGGAAACUGGCCAUCGCCAUAACGGCCAACUUCAUCAACCGCAACACGUCGGCAGAGGCCAAGGUGGAGGAGAUCAGUGGCGUUGCCUUCAUCUUCAACCAGAAGUUCUUCCAGGAUCUUCGGGAGGCCACGGGCGUUGACCUAGAAAACAUUGUGUACUACAAGGAUGACACUCACUACUUUGUCAUGACCGCCAAAAAACAGAGCCUGCUGGAGAAGGGUGUGAUACUGCAUGACUAUGCUGACACAGAGAUGCUGCUGUCUCGGGAGAAUGUGGACCAGGAGGCCUUGCUGAACUACGCCUGUGAGGCGGCCGACUUCUCCACCAAUCACCAGCUCCCCAAGCUGGACUUUGCCAUCAACCACUAUGGGCAGCCCGACGUGGCCAUGUUUGACUUCACCUGCAUGUAUGCCUCGGAGAAUGCUGCUCUGAUGCGCGAGAGGAACGGCCAUCCGCUGUUGGUAGCACUGGUGGGAGAUAGCCUGCUGGAGCCCUUUUGGCCCAUGGGUACCGGUAUUGCCCGCGGCUUCUUGGCUGCGAUGGACUCUGCCUGGAUGGUACGAAGCUGGGCACAAGGGAACUCUCCACUGGAGGUGCUGGCUGAAAGGGAAAGUAUCUAUCGCCUACUCCCCCAGACAACUCCGGAGAAUGUUAGUAAGAAUUUCAGCCAGUAUAGUGUUAACCCAACCACAAGGUAUCCUAACAUCAGCCUCCAUUUCCUGAGACCCAACCAGGUACGGCACCUCGUUGACACAGGAGACUCUAGGGAUACUCGUGUAGAAAUGGAGAACGCUGUUAAUUCCAGGACUCCCAAACUGAUGAGAAAUGAGUCUGUAGCUCGCUCCAACAAGCUGCUAAACUGGUGCCAGCGGCAGUCAGAGGGCUUCAGAAAUGUAAAUGUGACUGAUCUCACUAUGUCGUGGAAAAGUGGACUGGCCCUGUGUGCCAUCAUCCACCGAUAUCGGCCAGACCUCAUUGACUUUGACUCCCUGGAGGAGCAGAACAUGGAGAAGAACAACCAGCUGGCCUUCGACGUGGCGGAGCGGGAGUUCGGGAUCUCGCCCAUCAUGACUGGGAAGGAGAUGGCCUCUGUUGGGGAGCCGGACAAGCUCUCCAUGGUCAUGUACCUUACCCAGUUCUACGAGAUGUUCAAGGACACGUUGCCUCCUGGGGAUAACCAUAACCUGAGCCCAGAAGACAAGGCUGUCUUGAUCUCCAACACCAAGUCUCCGAUCUCCUUCCUGAGCAAGCUGGGACAGAGCAUUUCUCGCAAGCGCAAUCCAAAGGACAAAAAGGAGAAGGAAGUGGAGGGGACUGGGAAGAGGAGGAAAACCAGUCAAUCUGAAGAUGAGGACCCCCCACGCGGUUACCGUGACGAACGGGCUGCCCUAGUCUGUGCCUUGUCGGAGCGGAAGAUUGAGACCGGCAUUGGGAACCAGAACAAAGUGAAGUCGAUGGCAACGCAGCUGUUGGCCAAGUUUGAGGAGAACGCCCCUGCACAGUCCUCGGGGCUGAAGAGACAGCGGGCCCUCUUGCCAUAUCAAGAGCGGCUGCUGACUCCGCCCACGGUCCUUCAGAAAGAACAGGGCCGACUCGCACCCGUCCCGCAGUGGAGACAGGCUACAAGUGUGAAGCGAUCACGGAGCUGCCCUAAGAAAAUCAUUUUGCUCUCCUCCUCCUCCUCCUCCUCUUCAUUGUCUGUCCGUGCUCAGCAAGGAGAGAGUGAAGGAUCUGAGUCUGAGGGCCAGGAAGAGAGCCCUGUCCUAGAGCGGAUGCCACUGAUAGUUUACUCUGAUGAUCAAGUGCCUAUUUUCACCCCUAGCAUUGAGGAGAGAGCAUCCCAAAUUACUACCCACUUUGAACAGAAGGCAGACAGGCGACAGAGGUAUAUAAAGAUGUACACAGGGGGAGUGAGCUCAUUGGCUGAGCAGAUAACCAAUCAGCUUCAAAAGAAAGACCAGCCCAAGCCCUUUCUAGACAAGAAGGAAUUGGGUUCAUUCCGCAGAGAGUUUCCCCAGAACAUUGGCGGCAGUGAUGUCUGCUUUUUCUGCCGGAAGAGGGUCUACGUAAUGGAGCGGCUCAGUGCAGAGGGCAAAUUCUUCCACCGUAGUUGCUUCAAGUGUGACUAUUGUAACACUACCUUGCGGCUCUCCUCUUACGCCUUUGAUGUUGAAGAUGGGAAGUUCUACUGUAAACCUCACUACUGCUACCGGCUCUCAGGUUACGCUCAGAGGAAGAGACCUGCAGAAGCACCACUCACUGCCAAGGAGAACAAAGUGUCUCUACCGGACCCUGUUGCUGCUGAUGGCCCAGUCCAGGCAAACGCCACAGCCACCCCUACAGAAAGGACCCCAGCAGUAGAUGUGAACGGGGUGGAAGAGCCUGCCCUGGCAAAGCGUCUGCGGGGCACCCCGGAACGCAUCGAGCUGGAGAACUACCGGCUGUCACUGCAGAGAGAGGAGGAGCUGGAGGAGGUGCCUGAGGAGACGCUAGCAGAGCACAACCUGAGCAGCGUGCUGGACAAGGGCACCGACGCGGGCGAGGGCUCCAGCAGCUCGGAGUCGGAGAUGGAUGAGGUGGAGGAGGAGGGUGAGGAUGAAGAUCACCCUGUCUCAGACCUGGGUGGAGUGCCAUGGAAACAGGCUGUGCAACUCCAUGCCCGUCUGAAGGGCAAAAGUGAAACGCAGAUAGCAGCAGAGGAGGAGGCACGUGCCCUCGGAGAGGAAGAGGAGGAGGAUGAAGACGACGACGAAGAAGAAAAAGAGGAGGAGGAAGAGUCCAGUGAAGAGGGAGAGUAUUACCCCUGGGAGAGGGAGCUCCAGUUAGGGUUGUGGCUUGAGCAUCUAAAAGAUGAAGAGGACACAGGUAGAUUCAAAGCCGGGAAUCUUCGCAUUCAACAAGUCCUGCAGCCCGUAGACCCCCUGGAGAUCCAGGCAGACGUGCACUGGACGCACAUUUGUUCUGAGCAGGAGAAGGAGAGGGCUCCAACUUCACAACCCUCUCCUUCCACAGCACCCGACAUUCCAUCAGUCCGCCAUGAGGCAGUACGAGCUUGGCUGGAGACGGUAUCUGGAGCUCUAUGUGAGGAGAAUGAACUGGAGGUCGGAGAUGAGCCUGGGGUUCGUGAGGAAGAGCCCGAAGUUGGCACAGAGCUGGAUGAGGAUGAUAUCCCUUCGGAUGCUGAGGCUGAGGCCCGGAUGCAUCGGAUUGAGAGAAAGGAGCAGCCCCCAGAGGAAGAGGGAGGGUCCGAGGGGCGAGGGAGGGUGUCCAGUCUAGCCCAGUCGUCGGUGAGCCCAGUUAGAUCUCUGAGUGAUGUGCUGCUGUCACCAGUAACAAGCAUAAAGGAUCAGGAUGUGGAGGGAGUGUGUGAAACCUUGUCGCCAGCUUCUCUGUUGAAAUCUCCAGGUGCUCGCUUUUUCCAGGAACCAUAUCUCCCAAAAGAAGGAAAAGAGGAUAUUAUUUCUGAGACUCCAGAGGCCAAGACCCUCAUCUCUCCCACACUCCCUUUUUCGCCUAUUCGUUUCCAGCCUCUUCCUCUGCCAGAAGCUGUUAUACCCAAGUCACCAGUCAAAACACAACCAUUAGCCUCUCCUCCAGCUACGAGCCCUGUCUGUGCCCACUCUCCAAUAUGCUCCCAGCCUUUGCCAUCAACGGAACCUUCCUCCCCUGUUCUGUCUGGGUCCCCAGUACGAACACAGCCUUUGCCAGCUGUUGCCUCCACUCCUUUAGUCAAACCUGUGGUAGAAAGCGAAACCCUUGAGGAACAAAAUUCCUUAAGUCCAUCAGCAGAUGAUCAUGUGAAAAAGACAGAUAUUAUAGAGGAGUUUUGGGUGAAGAGUGCCGAAAUUCGAAAGAGCUUGGGUCUUACACCGUUGGACAGGAGCAAAGGGUCAGAGAACAGUUUCCCGGAGUCCACUCCCGAGUCUUCUCCUCCAAGGUCCGACACUCCAGAAGAGCUUUCAGAAGAACAUAAGCUGUACCCGAGCCGGCCUCAGCCAGCCUUGCGGAGGUUAAACAUUGCAACCAUAGAUCGUCACCAUCUCUCUAACUUGAUCAUGGAGUCACCCAGCGAGAAAGAACUGAAGAGCUCGGACAUGGAGAAGGAUGUCGGCAGUAGCUCAGGGCUGGGUCUCAAUGGGAGCAUGGCUAACACCCAAACGUUGACCAGCGAGAGCUUCAACACUUCUGAAUCCACCAUGCUAACGCCUCCAUCCAGCCCUCCCCCUCCGCCACCAGAGAAUGAAGAGCCAGCUACCUUGAGGCGAAAUAAGUAUCAAGCCAGCUGGAGUACCAUGCCUGAACCCACACCUGUGCCAGCACCAGUGCCACAAAAAGCACCAGCUGCAGCUCCCACUCCUGCUCCCUCGCCAGUACCACCACAAACUCACUCUGAAUUCAGACAAGAGCCCAGCAGGAAGUCACGGGAAGAAGUGCGCAAGUCCUUUGUGGAGAGUGUGGAUGAAAUCCCAUUCGCUGACGAUGUUGAAGACACCUGUGAUGACAGGACGCCAGAUACCAGCUUCCAGGAGAAGUUCUACACUCCUCCAACUAGCAAGCCCAAGCAGGAGAAACCCCUAUUUCACAUGGCCUUGGCCAUGGAUAACGGUAAGCUCAACCUAGGAGAGGGCGCCACAUCAAAACGACAGCGAGCGAUGCCGGCAAUCUCCCCAGAAGCUAAAGAGAUAGCUGAAGAAAGGAUGCGAGCCCGGGAGAAGUCUGUAAAGAGCCAAGCUCUGAAGGACGCCAUGGCCAAGCAGCUCACCAAGAUGAAAGAAAUGGAGGCGGUUAAAUGUGGUGGCUCAGCUCAAGCUGUCUGGAAUGUGGAAUCAUCCAGACCCAAAGUGUCACCCCUGGUAUCUAAGUCUAAUAUACCUUCUGCUGUCAAGUCCUUGGAGUCUAGAAAGCAUGAGAAGACUGCUGACAAGUUCUUAUCACCACCGGGUGGGCAAAGUCUAGAAGGCUCUGUGUCUUCCUCUGAAGGCUCCACCAGUGGGAAGAGCAAAAAGCGCACAUCCCUCUUCUCUCCUCGCAAGAACAAGAAGGAGAAGAAGCCCAAGAGUGAAGGCAGGCUCUCCGACAAACACAGUUCAGAGGAAGCUGCCAAGCCCAAGUCCCUCUGGAAGACAGUCUUCUCAGGGUACAAGAAGAAGAAGGAAGGCAAAUCCUGCCCCAGCACCCCAUCCAGUGUCACUACUGUGGAUUCUGGGAAAAAAGGGGCAUCUCCUGUCAUAAGGGCAGCAGAACUCCAUCUCCGUCGACACUUGAGUUUCUCUGAAGACUCUGAUCUCUCCUGUGAUGACGUGCUGGAAAGGUCUUCCCAGAAAUCCAAGACAGAUUCUGUUUAUGUUCCCCACGCCUUGGCAUUCAAGAGAUCAUACGCAUCAAAGAAAACAUAUACAGAGGAAGAACUAAAUGCCAAGAUAACCAGAAGAGUCCAGAAAGCAGCCCGCAGACAAGCCAAACAGGAAGAGCUGAAGCGGCUACACAGAGCACAGAUUAUCCAGAGGCAGCUGGAGCAGGUGGAGGAGAAGCAGAGACAGCUGGAGGAACGGGGAGUCGCGGUGGAGAAAGCCUUGCGAGGGGAAGCAGACUAUUGGGGAGAGUCUAAUUACAGUGAAAUCAUCGACUUGCAUCUGGGUGUUGAGCCCAAUGUGGGGACCCCUCGCCGAAGACCUAUCUCCUUCUGCCAUUGCUGUACCCACGAAGGAAUGGGCAAGAAGGAUGAUCCCAAGCUAAUGCAGGAGUGGUUCAAGCUAGUCCAAGAGAAAAAUGCCUUGGUGCGCUAUGAAUCUGAGCUCAUGAUAUUUGCCCGAGAACUGGAGCUUGAAGAUCGUCAGAGCAGGUUACAGCAAGAGCUGAGAGAACGCAUGGCUGUUGAUGACCACCUGAAGACAGAGGAGGAGCUUGCAGAGGAGAAGCACAUCCUGAAUGAGAUGCUGGAGGUGGUGGAGCAGAGGGACUCGCUGGUGGCACUUCUGGAGGAGCAGAGGUUGAGUGAGCGAGAGGAGGAUAAGGACCUGGAGGAGGUCAUGCUUUCCAAGGGUUUCAACUUGAACUGGUCAUGAGCCCCCACUGCGGUGUUUGAGCACUCCCGUACUUGGCCUUGCUGCUGCUGUUGGAGAAACCCUGGAGUAGCUCCUCUUCUGUGGAGUGUUUUGGAAUGCGUUACAAGCAUGCCUGCCUUCCGUGCUGUACAAAGUUUACAAAUACAUCACAAUGAGCACCUCUGCCUGGGUAAAAGAGAAAAAAAAGGGGAGAAGUUUUUAAAAUAUAUUUAAAAAAAAAGUUUGGACCCUCGCUACUUGAGGAAAUAAUUACAUCUUUCCUGAAAUGCAGGGAAUAGGAAGAGAAACAGAAUGCAAGAGUCCUGCUGAUUUUAUAGAUUUUUUUUAAAAUAUAUAUAUAUAUAUAUAUAUAUAUAUAUAUAUAUAUAUAUAUAUAUAUAUAUAUAUAUAUAUAUAUAUAUAUAAACUGUGUAUGUGUGUGUAUAAAAUAAGUCAACUGAGAAGACCAGUUUAGUUUUAACUGCAAAUAUGUAUUUAUUGAAUGUUACAGUGAAACUGAGGUGCAACUUGAUCCAGACUUCAAGAAUGGAACCCCUCUACUUUUGGCUCUUACCAGCCUAGUUUCUAUCCUAUCCAUUGAACUCACUCCGAGGCCCCCAAAACAGCUAAUGAUUAAGCUACCUGAUGUAACUGUGGUCUAAGCGUGCUGCCAUUUUGAAAGUAUACCUCUCUGUGGAUCUUUCCCUUUUUUGCACAAGGACUGUUUAUUUCUUGUAUUGACCACAUCUGUUAGAGACCUGUAUUCAAGUUCUAAUUGUCUAUUUAUGACUUUAAAAAGUUUAGGACUACUGCCGCUUCAGUUCAAUCCUACAGUGGCCCUGUUAGUUGAAAGACAGCUGUCCGUUUUAAAGACAUUAUUGUGAUGGAAACGUCAAUGUGGAAGUGAGGUAGCCAGGGUGUGCACUGUCAAAUGACUGGCUCAGUGGCAAUAGUCUCCUAAAUUGAUAUUACCAGUACACCUUUUUUUUUUUUUUCCUUUUCCAAAUAUGCCAUGCAGGAUGUUACAUUAUUGUUUCUGAGAUCUAAUACCUAUUUUAGAUGGUGAAGAACCAAUGAGCUCUACAUACCCUAUCAAGGUACACUGUAUUACUAUACAAUUGAUGCACUGGGUUGAAUACAGUUUCUGCUGGCUGUGUGUCUCUCUCUCUCCUUUCUUUCUUUCUUUCUUUCUUUCUUUUUCUUUCUUUCUUUCUUUCUUUCUUUCUUUCUUUCUUUCUUUCUUUCUUUCUUUCUUUCUUUCUUUCUAUCUUUCUUUCUAUCUUUCUUUCUUUCUUUCUAUCUCUCUCUUUUCUAUAUACAUGCAUAUAUACAUAAAUACAACUAUUUUAUCUAGCGCCUUUUAUAGUGGACCACCUUCACAAAGCGCUUUACAAGAUAGUGAGGAACAAUGCAUAAUACAUUAAAUACAGUGAAAUACAGGGCAUAGUACAUUAAAUACAACGUUAAAAAACAAUCAAUACAUACAUACAUAUAUAUAUAUAGUCGUACAAGGAGAGAGACAUUGCGCAAAGCAUCAUGUCAAUACAUUUUUUUCUCUUGACAGUAUUUAAAGAAAGAAAAAAAAACAACUUUGUGUGCUAGAGAGACUGCAUUAGGUAUGCUUUUAACAUUACAGGUCAUGUGGGAGAAAUACAAACUGACAGAACUUAGUAUUCAAGUAAUAAAAACUUGAAUUAUACAGUUGGGAAUAUCUAUGGAGAGAAAGCAGAAAUAUAGCAACUGUUUUUUAUACUAAUUUGUCAUUACAUCGUCUUUUGUUCAGUGCUCUAAUUACAUACUGUACAAUAUUGCACACUAUAUAAUAAAUACUGCCACCAAAGAGUAACAGAUGAACAGUUAAAUCAUUUUAUACAACUUAACAGUCUGUAGCUUUUUCUGGAGGAAUCAAUUGAUACAUUAGCAGCAGAUUAAUUUGAAUCCACCUUGAUGUGAAUGUCAGACUUGACUGUUUCAACACUAAGUGGUACAGUAUUUAACAGUUGUGAAAAAGCAAAGCCUGUUCUGUCACUGAAAAAUGAAUACAGAUAAUUAAAAGAAAUUGUCAAGUUGACACAAGCAGGAGAUGAUGUAAGUUUACCUGCAUUAUCCUGUAAUUCUCUGUAAACCACUCAUUUAAAGAGCAGAUGGGAUUAUAUCUGGAGGUCAAGCCUUGUUGAAUAUCAGUAUACCGUCCAUUAGAAGGGCCUCACCACAGAUGUUUGUCAGACACCUGCACACAUAGCUGAGUUUAUUUAAAUAGGGUGAAAGCCAUCACUGAAUGGUGUUGUACUAGCCUAUAUAGUUUCUGACUGACUGUGUAGAGACUGUGUGGUAUGUUUCAGCAACAUUUUAUUUAUUAACAGUUGUCAAAACAAAAAUGUAUGAUAUGUAAAGAAACAGUUUCAUAAUUUGUAUUUUUUUUUCUGUUAUUGACUGAAAUGUAUGUGCAUUAUGUAGCUUCACUGCAUUUUAAUAUGUUGGAAAUGCAAUGAAAGUGGGCAAUAAAGCAAUGCAGUGUCAUAAUUUAUUGAAAUA